Molecule: messenger RNA, 687 nt
Organism: Sparassis crispa
Lineage: Eukaryota; Fungi; Basidiomycota; Agaricomycetes; Polyporales; Sparassidaceae
Exons: 1
Coding region: 1-687 (228 amino acids)
Source: RefSeq, a predicted model, not a curated record
AUGAUUGGGCAGAGCGGGUUCCAAGCGAGUCCGGAUGCCACCCUCCCGCAGCAGAAGAUGGAGGACGUGCUAGGCAAAAUGCAGCUGCCCUUCGGUGUGCUCCUGGCACACAAGUACUGCAUCGGGACCGUCGAGCUUAACGGGCUAGAUAACGUCUUGCAUGCAGCCGCAGAGGCGAUGGUGCAGCGGAGCAACGCACAGGUCCACUUCUUGCCCGUACUCACGAAGCUCGAUGGCAGCGCACUUCUCUCCGGCGACGGCGACGAUUAUAUUAGCGUGACUGCGCCCGUGUACCCGCUCACCCAGGCGCACGUUGAGGCCCUGCUCGCGAGUGUCGCCGACGAGACCGAGUUCUCAGACGCAUUCGUAGAGUUCAACAACGAUCGCACAUACGUGGACUUGAAAUCGUACCCAAUCUACCAUCGUGCAGUCCCGCCUCCGAAGGUUAUCAUUGAUGUCCCGAGUGCGGAGGGGUGGUUGACCGGCUUGACCAGCGUGCCAUUCUAUUCUGUCGACUUUGCGAAGAGUUCUAUCGUGUGGAAGAAGAGAGGCGAGGGUGGAGCACAUUACACAGGUAAUGAAGCGAAGCCUUGGACAGAAGACAGCAUCUAUCUUUCGUAUGCUAUGGUCAUGCUUUCAAAUGAUCCUGCACCUAAGGAUCUCAAGAGGAAGAGAGACCAGAAGUAG